Molecule: messenger RNA, 554 nt
Organism: Arvicola amphibius (Eurasian water vole)
Lineage: Eukaryota; Metazoa; Chordata; Mammalia; Rodentia; Cricetidae
Gene: Morn2
Product: MORN repeat containing 2
Exons: 5
Coding region: 305-544 (79 amino acids)
Source: RefSeq, a predicted model, not a curated record
GGUCGCCCCAGCAACCGAGCCCCGCUCUGUCCUAGCGCCCAGCUCCCUCGGAGGCUGCAGAGCUGGCGAGCCAGGGGGAAUCGCAGAGUCGCGACAGUCUGUCCGAAAGGUCUCCGUCAACAUCUUCAGAAGUAUAUAAGAUCAAGUUUAUAUUUCCAAAUGGCGACAAGUAUGCCCCAGGCUCCUUUCCUCAUUAGAUGGUGACUGUACAAGAACAUCUUCUGGGAUCUAUGAGAGAAACGGGACAGGCAUCCACACCACUCCUAACGGAAUUGUCUACACAGGAAGCUGGAAAGAUGACAAGAUGAAUGGCUUUGGGAGACUUGAGCAUUUUUCAGGAGCUGUGUAUGAAGGACAAUUUAAGAACAAUAUGUUUCAUGGACUGGGGACUUAUACAUUCCCAACUGGGGCAAAGUACACUGGAAAUUUCAAUGAAAACAGGGUAGAAGGUGAGGGCGAAUACACGGACAUCCAAGGCCUUCAGUGGAGUGGCACCUUCCACUUCACAGCUGCUCCUGGCCUGAGACUGAAGCUCUACAUGUAGACAUGCUGAC